Messenger RNA from Anolis sagrei ordinatus, 3676 nucleotides. It is a transcript of the gene QTMAN, whose product is annotated as glycosyltransferase like domain containing 1. Gene Ontology annotation, molecular function: glycosyltransferase activity. NCBI's taxonomy places the organism in Eukaryota, Metazoa, Chordata, Lepidosauria, Squamata, Anolidae. The record is from RefSeq and is a predicted model, not a curated record.
GUCUCUCUGUGCCGCCGCCGCCGCCGGCCUCCAAGGAGGGCCCGCCGAGCCAGGAGGAGGAGGAGGAGGAGGGUGAGGAGGAGGAGAUUACAGAAUAGAAGAGAAAAAUGUGUCAGUGGAAGUCACCAUAAACAAUAUAAUGUGUUAUAGAGGUGGACAAGGCUGCAGAUUGAAACGUGGAUCAUCCAGAUUGUUCCUUUCCCUCGACCAUAUGAAAAACAGACCCUGGAAGAACUUCCUCCACACGAAGCUCCAGGAGGAGUGAAUGCUUUGGCGGAACAUUGCCAACAAGUAAAAAAGAAUCUUGGCCAACUUGGAUCACAUACAGAAGAAUGAGCAUUCUACUAAUUGAAGCUUUCUACGGAGGCUCACACAAGCAGCUUGUGGAUCUCUUGCGAGAGGAAAUAGAAGACUGUGUCCUUUUCACUCUCCCGGCCAAGAAAUGGCACUGGAGAGCAAGGACUGCAGCUCUCUACUUCAUGCAAAAUGUCCCACCCAGUACUGAUUAUAGGAUCCUCUUUGCAAGCUCGGUGCUUAACCUGACUGAACUUGUUGCCCUUCGGCCUGACCUUGGCAAAUUGAAAAAGGUCCUUUACUUCCAUGAGAACCAAUUGACAUAUCCUGUCCAGAGGUGUCUGGAAAGAGACUUCCAGUAUGGAUACAACCAGAUUCUUUCAUGCUUGGUUGCUGAGAUUGUGGUGUUCAACUCUGCUUAUAAUAUGGAGUCAUUUCUAACAUCUAUUGGAACAUUUAUGAAGCGGAUACCUGACCAUAGACCUAAGCAUCUGGAACAGCUAAUCAGGCCAAAAUGCCAAGUCCUUUACUUCCCAAUGAGGUUUCCUGAUGUGAGCAGAUUUAUGCCAGAACACAAAAAGACCCAUGUUGAGAAGGCACCAGGUUCCAAUGCAAAUGAAAAUAUAAGUGCUCCUCAUUUUAUGGAUCUACCUUUCCAAGAAAAGAACACUGGGAUUUCAGAUUCAACAAGCCUCGACAGCUCAGAUUGUGGGCCUGGCAAUGAUGAAGUACAGUCUGGAUUUUGCUCCCUAUUACCAAAGAGGUUGCAUAACCCAUCAGCAACACUAGAGGACAUGAACAAACCAACAUCUGAACGCACAAAUAUUUGUGAAGAAAAUAGAAAACUUAUGACUUGUGCCUUGAGCUGCAUCCCAGAAGAAUUGGACUAUCAGCAGAAACCUUUGCACAUUGUUUGGCCUCACAGGUGGGAACAUGAUAAAGAUCCAGAAAGUUUUUUUCAAGUGCUGCUGAAAAUGAAAGAGAUGAAAUUACGUUUUCAUGUGUCUGUCCUUGGCGAGACCUUCACGGAUGUUCCAGAUAUAUUUUCAGAGGCCAAAAAGGCACUGGGAUCAACUGUGUUACACUGGGGCUACUUACCUAGCAGAGAUGAGUAUUUCCAAGUUCUGUGCAUGGCCGAUGUUGUCAUCUCCACAGCUAAACACGAAUUCUUUGGCGUGGCAAUGAUAGAAGCUGUAUACUGUGGCUGUUAUCCUCUCUGUCCCAAAGCUUUGGUCUAUCCAGAAAUAUUUCCAGCUGAAUAUCUAUAUUCUACACCUGAACAGCUUUUUAAAAGGCUUCAGAAUUUCUGCAAGAGACCAGAUAUUGUGAGGAAACAUCUUUAUAAGGCCUGGCUAUUGUUGGAAAUAGAUCAUCACACCCUACAGAACAUCUUGCCUUUCCAGCACCACCCUUUCUGCAAACGGCUCCCCGGAUCCUUCCUGGGAAGAUAGCAAAGGAAACUGCUUCUGAGGAAGCCACUGAAUAAACCAGCUUUGCAUUUUAAUGUGAAAAUCACAGCAGAAAAAAACCCCACACACAUAACAAACCCAAAACCCUGAGUUCUGACUCCUGCCAGGAAAGACCAUUCCCGAGGCAAGGAGGACGCCAAGUCCGCUGUCUUUGCUCCAGCUUUAGAAAAAGCCAGCCUGACUUAACAUUUGGUUGAGUUGGAAGGGACGGGAGAAGAACAUCCCAACUCAAAGAGGCAGAAAUGCUAUCCAAAAGCAUUUCUAAUCAGGAGGAGAAAAGAGGGAGUGGAAUUUUAACAAGGCGCAUUAAACUUUGGAAGAGCCUCUCCGUUUAUUGCUGACGCGCUGAACAGGCUUUGAGGAAUGAGGGAGGCGAGCCGGGCCAAAAGGAUGAAAGCAAGUUGGGGGGGUGAGGUGGAGAAGGAAAUCGAGGUUAAAUGAGGCCAGCCAGGAGGAUCUUUCUUUAAAGAAAUUGAUAUCAUAAAAAAUAAGAACAAGGAGGCAGAGGUUUGGAGAGCCCACGGUCAUGGCUUAACAGCACACCAGAGAGUGUAGCUCAAGGUAACAAGCGGUCACAUAUUUUUUGGAAAGUAAGAUCCCAUCUGAUCUUGGAAGUUAAGCAGGAUCAGCCUUGGCUAGUAUUUGGUUCGGAGACCUCCAGCAAAUCCCUGGUUCUGUGGGCAAUAUUUCAUAGGAAAGAAAGAUCAUUUGUAGCCCAAGAAAAAACCAGGAGGUCAUUGUAAGUCCAGAGGCACAUGCACAAGCCCAUGGAAGAGAGACAUCAUGGUAUAGUGGUUUGACUGCAGUUCAAGGCGGUGAGGGUUCAAGUUCCCACUCAGCAAAGAAGCCCACUGGGUGGCCUCAGAUAAGUCACACUCUCAGGCCUGCCCUUGUUUGACUUUUGAACUUGGAUUAGAUUUGGAUUAGAUUAGAUCCCAACCCUGCUAUACGCAUGCGAAACAUGGACUAUCUACAGACGUUAUACACAACUCCUGGAGCGAUUCCAUCAAUACUGCCUCUGAAAAAUCCUGCAAAUCUCUUGGGAAGACAGGCAGACAAAUGUCAGCGUGCUGGAAGAAGCAAAGCAUUGAAGCAAUGCUCCUCCGCCAUCAACUCCGCUGGACUGGCCAUAUUGUCAGAAUGCCCAGUAACUGUCUCCCAAGGCAGUUACUCUAUUCCAAACUCAAAAACAGAAAACGGAAUGUUGAUGGGCAGGAAAAGAAAUUUUAAAAAGGGCUCAAAGCCAACCUCAAAAACUGUGGCAUUGACACUGAGAACUGGGAAGCUCUGGCCCUGGAGCACUCUAACUGGAGGUCAGCUGUGACCAGCAGUGCUGUGAAAUUUGAAGAGGCACAAAUGGAGGGCAAAAGGAAAAAAUAUGCCAAGAGGAAGGCACAUCAAGCCAGCUCCGACUGGGACUGCCUUCUGUCUGGAAACUGAUGUCCUCACUUCAGGAGAAGAUGCAGAUCAAGAAAAGGGCUCCACAGCCACCUACUGACCCACCGCCAAGACACCACAUCUGGAAGAUAAUCACCUAUGAGGGAUCACCUAACAACAACAACAAGAUUUGUUGUAUUCAGGAUAGUAUGGUGGUGUAAAAAUAAUCUCAUUAAAAAUAUCUUCUUGAAAGAGAAAAAUCUGGUGAAGUGUUAGUAGUGGAUUAGACUUCAGAGAGCCAAGGUGAAGUUUUUGUUUAGCCCUUAAAGUUUAUUAGAACACUUUGGGUUAAUCAUUUUCUGAGGCUGACCUCAUAGUGUUGUUGUGGAGAAAAGGUAGGCUGUAAUUCUAACCAAUGCAUAUGUCCAUGUAGAGACAUUGCUGUGCAGUGUGUUGUGCAGUGUUUUGACCAUUGCACUAGAAAGCCAGGAAAUGGGUUUAAAUUCCUGCUCAACUGUGGAAAUCCAUGGGUAUGU